AUGGAAGGGAGGGUUAAGGAGCAUGUUGUGGUAGUAGGUGAAAAAAUGAAGGAUGAAAGCAUGGAAAUGAACAGGGAAAAUGAUGAUGACAGAACAAAGCUACAACACAAGAAAACCCUUGGAGCAACUCUAGAAAGCUUCAAUCGCCAUAGCUUAUUGAUCAAGUUCAAA
This is a messenger RNA of Sphenostylis stenocarpa, 171 nucleotides long. The record is from the annotation of a GenBank genome assembly. NCBI's taxonomy places the organism in Eukaryota, Viridiplantae, Streptophyta, Magnoliopsida, Fabales, Fabaceae.